Capsicum annuum is the source of this 760-nucleotide messenger RNA. Its product is annotated as acyl carrier protein 2, mitochondrial. The transcript is spliced from 2 exons. The record is from RefSeq and is a predicted model, not a curated record. NCBI's taxonomy places the organism in Eukaryota, Viridiplantae, Streptophyta, Magnoliopsida, Solanales, Solanaceae. Gene Ontology annotation, molecular function: acyl binding; acyl carrier activity. Gene Ontology annotation, biological process: fatty acid biosynthetic process. Bases 93 to 482 code for a protein of 129 amino acids. Gene Ontology annotation, cellular component: mitochondrion.
UGUGUAAUAUACUACUACUACUACUACUAGUUGUAUAGGAUUUUUCUAGAACUAUUGUGAACCUCUCCAAAUCUCUUCUCCAUUUUCUCUCAAUGGCGGCGGCGAGGAUUGCAUUGUUGAAAUACCUAAGAGUCGAAGCUCGACCAGCUCAAUUCCAAAACCCUAGAAUCAUCGGAGGUUCGUUGAGUCAGAUUUUCAAACGUCAUUUCAGUGAAGAAGUAAGAGGAUCCUUUCUCGAUAAGGAUGAAGUUAGAGAUCGCGUUAUUACCUGCGUCAAAAAUUUCCAGAAAGUCGAUCCUUCUAAGGUUGCCCCAAAUGCUCACUUCCAAAAUGAUCUUGGCUUAGAUAGUUUAGACACCGUUGAAAUUGUGAUGGCCCUUGAAGAAGAAUUUGGUUUUGAGAUUCCAGACAAUGAAGCCGACAAGAUCAACUCGAUAAAUUUAGCAGUUGAUUUCAUUGCAUCUCACCCUCAGGCAAAAUAAGGGAACAAAAUCUAGCUUUGAUGAGUACUCAUUUUCUUCUAUAACUUCUUUCCCCAAUUUAAGUACUUCAUUUACUCACUUUUGGCAUGUGGUUUAUACUACGUAUGCGCUCUUGUAAGGAUUUUGGUCAAGUCCUAAAGACGACAACUACCAUUAUCGGCUAGAUGGUGAUAUGAUGUCUCAAACUAAAGUUUAGUCUCUAUUAGAUUUGAGAUAUAUGCUUUUAGAAUGUUUGGUGCUUAUGAAAAUAAAUCUAGCUGUAUGGUAGCAUUGGUCAA